Molecule: messenger RNA, 3275 nt
Organism: Aureococcus anophagefferens
Lineage: Eukaryota; Pelagophyceae; Pelagomonadales; Pelagomonadaceae
Exons: 2
Coding region: 891-3275 (794 amino acids)
Source: RefSeq, a predicted model, not a curated record
AACGCGACCUCGAGCUCGCGCUUGCUCGAGGGGUCGAAGAAGAGCCGCUGUCGUAGACGACCGACGAGUGCCGCGCGUCGUCGAGGGCGCCGAGGCCGCCGACCGCCGUCGGCGCCGGGCGCGCGGCCCGGAGAUCGUCGAACGCGACGCCCAGGGCCUCGAGCUCCGCGACCCGGGCCGCGUGGUCCUCGACGGCGCGCAGCGCGUCGCGCACGAGGCCGUGGGCGCCCUCGGCGCGCACGGGCACGUCGACGCCGGCGACCCAGAGGCGCUCGAGCCGCGGCGGCGCCCAGGCCUCGAGGUCGGCCGAAACGUUCCUGGGCAUGGGCCCCGCGAGGGACCCGCGGAAGGCGGGGAAGUCCGACGCGAGCUUCAGCCAGGCCUUGAGGGGCUGGCGGCUCCGCUUCACCUGGCGCGCCGCGCGGAAGGGCAGCGCGCGGAGCUGCCGCUCCGUGAGCUCGACGUCCGCCGAGCCGACGGUCGCGUCGGCGUCGUCGUCCUCGUCGCGGUCGUCGCCGGCGCGCGCCUCGUACUCCGACGACUUGGCCACGACCUCGACGGUGUAGCCGCCGAGCGGCGUCGCCGCGUCGCCGCUCACGAGGUCGUCGCGGAAGCGCUGGACGCGCGCGAGCUCCUCGAGGGCCGCCUCGAGGGACCCGGCGGCGAGCGCCGACGCGUCGACGCGCGGCGCGGCGAUCCGCGUCUCGAUGGACACCUCGACGCGGUCCAAGGCCGCUGCGGUGGCUGCCAACGCGAGGCAGGCGGCGAUGCGAAACGCCAGUCAGGCGGCGAUGCGAGCGACCAUCGUCUAGAGCUCUCUUUUGUGGCAAAGCGCUUCAGCGAAGCUUGUUGAAGCCCACAUUGACGUUCAGCCGCUGGGCAGCACCGCGAUGGGCAGCCUUUUGCUGCUCGCGCUGCUCGCGCGCUGCGCGGCGGCCGCGGAGGAGGGCCUCGCCGUCGCGCUGCACGCGCAGGCCUACCCCGUCGAGGGCGGCGUCAUCGUCGGGUCGGUCAUGACAACGAACGGCCUGAAGCGGGCCCUGCUGCGCAGCGGCCGCGUGCGCGUGGCCAGGUCCUUCUACCCGUUCCACUACAGCGGCAUCGCCGACGAGGCCUGGGACCUGGUCAUCAUCGAGGGCUGGUUCGAGAUGUCGAACGCGUUCAUCCACGAGGUGCGGCGGUUGCGGCCGGCGGUCGUCGUGCUCUACUGGUGCCUCGACCCGCACUUCCCGGGCCUCGACGCCAUCGGGUCGCUGGACGUCGACGGCUACCUGACGAACAGCGCGACGGUCGCGGCGACGCUGGGAAACGUCGCGCCCGCGGAGGUCGUGAACCUCGCCGUGGACCUGGACGAGAUGGCGCCCGCGGCCGCGAGGGCGCCGGCGGGCGCGCCGCUCGUCUACGUCGGGUCCGCGCUGGGCAUCGAGACGAAGGCGAACCUCGUGGGCAUCCUCCGCGAGGCCGCGGCGAGCUCCCUGGGCCUCGAGCUCUGGGGCGCGGGCUGGGCCGACGUCGGCCCCGACGACCUCAAGCGGCACUACCGGGGCAUUUUGCCGCACGGCGCGCUCGCGGCGUGCUACGGCAACGCGUCGGCGGUCAUCGGCGCGACCAUGGACGGCCAGCGCGCGGCGGGCAUGGUCAACAACCGCGUCUUCGAGGCCCUGGCCACGGGCGCGCCGCUCGUCAUGGAGACGUUCCCCGAGCUCGAGGCCCUCUUCGCGGACCUGCCCGAGGACGGCGGCGCGUCGCACCUCCUGCUCUGGCGCGAGCCCGGCGACGUCGCGAAGCGCGUCGAUGCUUUAAGGCGCACGGCGGACCUCGGCGCCCGGACGCGGCGCUACAUGGCCGCGCGGCACACGUACGACGCGCGCGCGGCCCGGGUCCUCGCCUUCUUCGCGCGCGUCCGCGCCGCCAAGCAGAAGCGCUGCGCGCGCCACGGCUGCCUGCGCGUCGCCGUCGUCUGGUCCGGCGAGUGGACGCCCCAGUUCGGGUCGUCCUUCGGCGCCGCCGCGGACCUGCUCGCGGACGCGUACCACCUCAACUGGAUCGCCGCGCGCGAGCCCCACGACCUCCUCGUCUACGACGCGGUCUGGGCCGUGGGCCCCCUCGGCGGCGCCGCGGACCUGCGCGCGCGGCGCCUCACGCGCGACUUCACGACGGCGCGGCGCCUCCACCAGCGGCGCCUGCUCGUGCUCCUCGACGACGCCGCGCGCGACCCGCGGCCCGGGGCCCCGGCGUGCGGCCCGGACCGCGACCUCGUCGCGGCCCGCGAAUUCUACGACGGCGUCACCUACGUCGCCGCGGAGGACGCCGCGGCCCUCGAGGCCGCGGGGUUCCGGCCCCUGACGCUCCAGCAGGGCUACGGCGUGGCGCUGCUCCCCGGGCCGGCCGCGGGCGACGCGCCCGCGGCCGCCGCGGUCGUCCUCGGCGACGCGGCGUCGCUGCCGCGGCUCGCGGCCGUCGCGGCCGCCGCCGUCGCCCGCGGCGACGCGCCCGUCGCCGUCGUCCUGCUCGCCGAGGUCGUCGAGACGUCCAAGGUCCGCGCGCUGCGGCGAUCGCUGCCCGGCGGCGCGGACCUGCGGCUCGUCGGCAACGACGCCGCGGCGCGCGGCGGCGACCUGCGGCGCCUCGUCGAGGGCGCGCGCGCGCUCUACAUCCCCCACGCGGCCAACGCGUCCACGGGCGACUGGGCCGCGGUCUUCGCGGCCGCCUACGGCGCGCAGGGCGCGGCCGUCCGCGUCGAGCCGGGCAACGCGCGCGCGCUCGCGAUCCUGGCCGCCGACGCCCACGCCUGGGACGACGCCCACUUCGCGGCCCAGAUCUCCUUCGCCAUGACGCGGGCCCUGACGCUCGGCCGCGCGGCGUCGUCCGCGGCGAUUCUGGCGCCGGCGGACGGCGCGACGCUCGCGGCCGCGCCGGGCGCCGCGGCCGCGGACCUCGUCUUCGACCUCGCCAUCGACGCCUUCAACGUCGGCCGCGAGGGCUCCUGGUGCCUCGUCGCGAGCGUCGGCGGCAUGCUCACGUGCGUGCUCCAGAACCACCUCACGCUCGUGCUCCGCGUCGAGCCGCCCGACGGCUGCGACCUCGACGUCGCCUUCCGCGUCGAGCUCAAGAGCAACGUCUACGGCGACGUCGUCGCCGCGUCAGACGAGGUCCGCGUCGCCCUGCCGCGCCGGCGGCCGGCGGACCCGGCCGCGGGCCCGCCGCCGCCGCCGCGCGCGUACGCGGCGACGGAGUUCCUCGUCUGGCCCUACCGGCCCGGCUGCCCGGACUAA